AUGCUCCUGCCUCUUCUGCAGGUUCAUGGUCCCCAGGGCACACCAGUGACUCCCAGAUCUCUUCACCACCCCCGCGCCUACUUUUCCCACUCUGGCACUCCAAUGCCCAGUCAGUUCAGGGAAGACAGGAGACAGAGCUCAGGUCAGCCCCUGCCAGCUCCAGAGCUGUUACCCUCUCUCCCCCAUCCCUCUUCAGUGGCCUGUGACCAGGACCCCGUCUACCUGCCCGCAGCCCUGGAGCUCCUGGAUGCCCCCGAGCACUUCCGCGUGCAACAGGUGGGCCACUACCCGCCUGCCAACUCCUCCCUGGGCUCCCGAUCUGAGACCUUUCUGCUCCUGCAGCCCUGGCCCCGGGCCCAGCCGCUUCUCCGGGCCUCCUACCCGCCAUUUGCCACUCAGCAGGUAGUACCCCCUCGGGUCACUGAGCCCCACCAACGGCCAGUCCCAUGGGAUGUGCGGGCCGUUUCAGUGGAAGCGGCUGUGACGCCAGCAGAUCCCCAUGCCCGGGUCCUCUUCCACCUCAAGGGGCAGGAUUGGCCACCGGGGCCUGGCAGCCUGCCCUGUGCCCGGCUGCGUGCCACACACCCUGUAGGCUCUGCUCACCGAGCCUGCCGGUUCCAGCCAUCUCUGGGUGCCUGUGUGGUGGAGCUGGAGUUCCCCUCGCACUGGUUCUCCCAGAGCUCCGGUUCGCGGGCUGAACUGGCCUACACGCUGGAGCCUGCGGCCGAGGGCCCUGGGGGCUGCAGCCUCGGUGGGGAGGAUGAUCCUGGGGAGCAGGCCCUCCCAGUGGGGGGAGUGGAGCUGCGCCCGGCAGACCCCCCUCGGUACCAGGAGGUGCCUCUGGAUGAGGCUGUGACCCUGCGGGUGCCCGACAUGCCAGUGCAGCCCGGCCAGCUCUUCAGUGCCACCCUCCUGCUUCAGCACAACUUCACGGCCAGCCUCCUGACCCUGCGGAUCAAGGUGAAGAAGGGGCUGCAUGUGGCGGCCGCCCGCCCAGCCCAGUCCACCCUCUGGACCGUCAAGUUGGACCGCUUCAAGGGCUCCAAGCACCACACCACCCUCAUCACCUGCCACCGUGCUGGGCUCCCCGAGCUGGACUCCAGUCCCCUGGGACAGUCCGCGUUCCUGUGGGUGGACUUUGUGGUGGACAACAGCACAGGUGGGGGUGUGGCGGUCACGCGCCCCGUCACGUGGCAGCUGGAAUACCCAGGCCAGGCCCCCGAAGCAGAGAAGGACAAAAUGGUGUGGGAGAUCCUGGUAUCAGAGCGGGACAUCAGAGCUCUCAUCCCGCUGGCCAAGGCCGAGGAGCUGGUGAAUACGGCGCCACUGACUGGAGUGCCCCAGCAUGUCCCCGUGCGCCUUGUCACCGUGGAUGGCGGGGGGGCCCUGGUGGAGGUGACAGAGCAUGUCGGCUGCGAGUCGGCCAACACACAGGUCCUGCAGGUGUCUGAGGCCUGUGACACAGUGUUCGUGGCUGGCAAGGAGAGCCGGGGCGCUCGGGGGGUGCGGGUGGACUUCUGGUGGCGCCGACUCCGGGCCUCGCUGCGGCUGACCGUGUGGGCCCCGCUGCUGCCCCUGCGUAUCGAGCUGACCGACACCACCCUGGAGCAGGUCCGCGGCUGGAGGGUACCUGGCCCUGCAGAAGGGUGAGUGAGGCCCGAGGCAGCCGGCAGGCCUUGGCGAAGUCUCUCUGGGACUGAAGGGGUACAGGGGGCACAGCCAUGGGCCCCAGCUGGGGUCUGAAAAACUGCCCAGAUGCUGCAGUUCCUUCUUCCCAUCUCUGCCCUCGACCUCCCAACCUCUAGGGUUCUGUCUGUUCUGGUUGCUGCGCUGGAGGGCGGCCGCGUGCUGGUGGGCCGGGAGCCGGGCGUCACGUCCGUCGAGGUGCGAUCCCCGCUGUCUGACUCCAUUCUGGGCGAGCAGGCGCUGGCUGUGACGGAUGACAAGGUCUCAGUGCUGGAGCUACGGGUGCAGCCGGUGAUGGGCAUCUCACUGGCCCUGAGCCGGGGCACUGCCCACCCUGGAGAGGUCACAGCCACAUGCUGGGCACAGUCGGCCCUUCCCGCCCCAAAGCAGGAGGUGGCCCUCUCCCUGUGGCUGUCUUUCUCUGACCACACCCUGGCCCCUGCCGAGCUGUACGACCGCCAUGACCUGGGACUGUCUGUCUCAGCCGAGGAGCCUGGUGCCAUCCUGCCGGCCAAGGAGCAGGGUGCCCAGCUUGGGGUGGUGGUGAGUGGAGCGGGUGCCGAGGGGCUGCCCCUGCACGUGGCUCUGCACCCGCCCGAGCCCUGCCGCCGGGGCCGCCACCGUGUGCCCCUGGCCUCUGGCACUGCCUGGCUGGGGCUGCCCCCUGCCUCCACCCCAGCCCCGGCCCUCCCAUCCAGCCCUGCCCGGAGCCCACCAGUCACAGAAGCCAGCACUGGCAGCGAACAGCGCGUGGCUGGCAAUGCGGGGGGCAGCGUGGGUGUGAGGGGCAAGUUUGAGCGGGCAGAGGAGGAGGCCAGGAAGGAGGAGGAGGAGAGGGCAGGGACCAGGGAGGGGGAGGAGGAGGAGAUGGUUCCUGCCCCUCAGCGAGUCACCGACCUAGAGCUGGGCAUGUACGCCCUUCUGGGGGUCUUCUGUGUGGCCAUCCUCAUCUUCCUGGUCAACGGUGUGGUCUUCGUGCUGCGCUAUCAGCGCAAAGAGCCCCCCGACAGUGCCACCGACCCCACCUCCCCCCAGCCCCACAACUGGGUCUGGCUGGGCACAGACCAGGAGGAACUGAGCCGCCAGUUGGACCGGCAGUCCCCUGGCCCGCCCAAGGGGGAGGGGAGUUGUCCCUGCGAGAGCGGGGGAGGAGGGGACGCCCCCACCCCAGCCCCCGGCCCCCCUGGGGACGCCACUGGCGCCUCCAGCACCCUGGCUCGAAAGGAAGCCGGGGGGCGGCGGAAGCGUGUGGAGUUCGUGACGUUCGCGCCAGUCCCCCCAGCCCAGCCGCCUGAGGAGCCUGUGGGGGCCCCCGCCGUGCAGUCCAUCCUGGUGGCAGGCGAGGAGGACAUCCGUUGGGUGUGUGAGGACAUGGGGCUGAAGGACCCCGAGGAGCUUCGCAACUACAUGGAGAGGAUCCGGGGCAGCUCCUGACCCCUCCCCAGCCCAGGGGGCGGAGAUGGGGUCCCCCAAGCCUCUCGUCUGCCCCUUCCGCUCAGCCUCUGGUGCUUGUUUACCCAAGUCCCCUGCCUGGCCCCCUGCAAGGACUCCCACCCAGGCCCCUCUGCCCUGCCCCUUGUCAUGGACAUGGUCGUGAGGAAGGGCUGUGCCCCUUAUUUAUGGGAACCAUUGCAUUCUAAUGUUGGGUACAGAAUAAACUGAGAAGGAAACCGCC
Carlito syrichta (Philippine tarsier) is the source of this 3361-nucleotide messenger RNA. RefSeq names its product transmembrane protein 132A (gene TMEM132A). The record is from RefSeq and is a predicted model, not a curated record. The transcript has 13 exons. NCBI's taxonomy places the organism in Eukaryota, Metazoa, Chordata, Mammalia, Primates, Tarsiidae.